Molecule: messenger RNA, 5254 nt
Organism: Mirounga angustirostris (Northern elephant seal)
Lineage: Eukaryota; Metazoa; Chordata; Mammalia; Carnivora; Phocidae
Gene: SGPL1
Product: sphingosine-1-phosphate lyase 1
Exons: 14
Coding region: 205-1923 (572 amino acids)
Biological process (GO): carboxylic acid metabolic process; sphingolipid catabolic process
Cellular component (GO): endoplasmic reticulum
Molecular function (GO): pyridoxal phosphate binding; sphinganine-1-phosphate aldolase activity
Source: RefSeq, a predicted model, not a curated record
AUUCUGAUUCGCUGGCUUGGGUGCUGGGGGUGGAGUGUCAUAUCUGCGAGUGAAAUCGGAGCUCUCAAAGGAGCGAGAGAACCAUUUCUUGACUGCUCUAGCGACUCUAGGCGGGCCGAGGCGACAAUUUAAAGCUUUAGAAGUAAACAGACCUGGUUCCCUCUUGCAGAGGGGAGGCCCCGGGAGGACGGCUGGGGAAGGAAGAUGCCGAGUACGGACCUUCUGAUGUUGAAGGCUUUUGAGCCCUACUUUGAGAUUUUGGAAGUAUAUUGCACAAAGGCCAAGAAUUAUGUAAAUGGACAUUGCACCAAGUAUGAGCCCUGGCAGCUCAUUGCCUGGAGUGUCCUGUGCACCCUGCUGAUAGUCUGGGCAUAUGAUUUUGUCUUCCAGCCAGAGAGCUUAUGGUCAAGGUUUAAAAAGAGAUGUUUUAAGCUCAUCAGGAAGAUGCCUAUUAUUGGUCGCAAGAUCCAAGAGAAGGUGAACAAGACCAAGGAUGAUAUAAGCAAGAACAUGUCGUUCCUGAAAGUGGACAAAGACUAUGUGAAAGCUUUGCCCUCUCAAGGCCUGAGCGCGUCGGCAGUUCUGGAGAAGCUCAAGGACUACAGCUCUAUGGGUAGGAUUCCGGACGUCUUCUGGCAGGAGGGGAAAGCCUCUGGAGCAGUGUACAGCGGGGCGGAAGAGCUCACCCAGCUCCUGGUGAAGGCUUAUGGAGAUUUUGCAUGGAGUAACCCACUGCAUCCAGACAUCUUCCCGGGACUGCGAAAGAUCGAGGCGGAGAUUGUGAGGAUAGCUUGUUCCCUGUUCAGUGGGGGGCCAGAUUCCUGUGGAUGUGUGACCUCGGGGGGAACAGAAAGCAUACUGAUGGCCUGCAAGGCUUACCGGGACCUGGCCUUUGAGAAUGGGAUCAAAACUCCAGAAAUUGUGGCCCCCCAAAGUGCCCAUGCUGCAUUUGACAAAGCAGCCAAUUAUUUUGGGAUGAAGAUUAUACGGGUUCCGCUGAACAAAAUGAUGGAGGUGGAUGUUCGGGCAAUGAGGAGAGCCAUCUCCAGGAACACGGCCAUGCUCGUCUGUUCUACCCCCCAGUUUCCUCAUGGUGUCAUCGAUCCUGUCCCUGAAGUGGCCAAGCUGGCUGUCAAGUACAAAAUACCUCUUCAUGUAGAUGCUUGUCUGGGGGGCUUCCUCAUCGUCUUUAUGGAGAAAGCAGGAUACCCACUGGAGCAACCAUUUGAUUUCCGGGUGAAAGGUGUGACCAGCAUUUCAGCUGAUACCCACAAGUACGGCUACGCCCCCAAAGGCUCCUCCGUGCUGCUCUACAGUGAGAAGAAGUACAGGAGCCAUCAGUUCUUCGUGGCGACAGACUGGCAGGGCGGCAUCUACGCCUCCCCGACCAUCGCGGGCUCCCGGCCCGGAGGCAUCAGCGCGGCCUGUUGGGCUGCCCUGAUGCACUUUGGUGAGAGCGGCUAUGUUGAGGCCACGAAACAGAUCAUCAAAACCACUCGCUUCCUCAAGUCAGAACUGGAAAAUAUCAAAGGCAUCUUUGUUUUUGGGAAUCCCCAGUUGUCAGUCAUUGCUCUGGGCUCCCGAGAUUUUGACAUCUACCGACUGUUUAACCUGAUGACUGCCAAGGGCUGGAACCUGAACCAGCUGCAGUUCCCACCCAGUAUUCAUUUCUGCAUCACGCUAGUACACACCCGGAAGCGAAUAGCCGUGCAGUUCCUGAAGGACAUCCGGGAGUCUGUCACUCAAAUCAUGAAGAAUCCUAAAGCAAAGACCACAGGAAUGGGUGCGAUCUACGGCAUGGCCCAGACGACCGUCGACAGGAACCUGGUCGCAGAAUUGUCCUCAGUCUUCUUGGACAGCCUUUUCAGCACUGACACUGUAACUCAGAGCAGCCAGAUGAAUGGUUCUCCAAAACCCCGCUGAGCCUGGACCCUCUGUGGCCCCGAGGGGCUCCUGGCCUUCAGAGGGUUCUCGGGGAGUGGAACAGGCCACGCACAGUUUCAGCAUCUGGUCUUGCUCCAUGGAGCACGACGAGACAGACCAUGAGACGGCUUGAUCCUCAGGAUUCUUGUUCCUCCUCUUGUCAUCCUUCUGUGGUCUUUAAUGUGGAGACCCUGAAGGAGUUCAUUACCUAAUUAUUUUGCCCUUGUUCUCAAAUGUUACCCUAGGGAUUGUUUUAGCCAUUUCCUUCUCUAACCUUCUAGCUUUCAACUUCACUUAAUCAUUGUGUGGCAGCUCUGACCGGUCCCGAGUCCUUACGGAGCCUGGGGGUGAUUUCUCUGAUAAAGAAGGUUUUCUUCGUUCUCUCAGGCAGAUUGGCAAGGCAGAUCGGAAGAUGUUUCCCCGGGUGGGAGUUAGGUACCCUCUAAGCACGACGCCUUCUCAGCCUCCUCUUUGAGUAGGUGAGUUGUCUCGCAGAGUCACAUAGUGCAGCUCAGUUUCUUUUUCCAGGAGACAGAUGGACAGGCCGUUGUUCCUCUUUUUCGGGAUUAGAAUGGCUGAGCGUAUCUGCUCAGUCUAUCAAGGCAGGCUUUGGAGUGGCCCUCUGCUGUCCCCACUUGAUACUUGGUGGCCACCAUCUUUGGAGAUUUGUGUUUGAACUCGUGCUCCCAUUGGUUUGUUGCUGUUCCCCUGGAUUAGGAAGAGAACGUGGUUUCCAGAGAGCCUAGGCCUUUCUGGCCCUGGUGCUUCCUGUCUGCAUCGGCAGCAUUGGGAGCACAGCCGAACCCUCUUCCUGGGCUGCUGAGGAUCGGAAACCAGAGCCUUUUCUCAAGUUCUCUGAGGGUCGCAUUGGAAUACAUGUCCCCAGAGUUGGUGGUGGUCCUCCUCUCACCCACUGCUGUAAGCCAUCUCGUCUGAGAAUAUGUUUGCUUGAAGGAACAGCUCAGAGCACCUUCACAAGUUGCCUUGACUUACCCUAGGUGGGUGCAUGGAGCACGUGAGAGAGCCUCCAAGGCAAGGAAACUUCUCCCCGUUCGUGUGUCCCUCCUGCCUCUUUCCGUCUGUUCAGCUCCCAAAGGUACUAUGGCAAUUUAGCCUCAGGUACUGGAUACUUCUCAGGCCCGGCUAACUUUGGACUAGGAAAGCAUGAUGGCAACUGUUGGGGCCUGGGGCCUGGGAUUCCUUCCUAAGACUAGUUGCUCAGGGUGGUGCAGGGACAGGACCAAACCCUGUGCCCACUCCCCACCCUCCUCACCCUUGCACAGGGCCCUGAUCUAGGUGGAGCCACUGUCUUCCUCUGAAGACGACAUACCGUGCCUUUUUUCCUCAGCAGAGAGCGGUGGAGGGCUACUCCUGACCCAGGCCCUCGGGGAAGUGGGUCAGUCUUUGAGCUUUUAUUUGGGUGGGGGAGGACUUUAGGAGAAGUCAGGAGAAAAUAGCCUCUGUUCCAAUCCCCUUCUCAGGGACUCCUGAACCAUUCAGCCUCUUCAGGCUGCUGUCCUCUGGCCUCCCUCACUGGGAAUGACGGCCGGGAGAGCCAGGACCACCAGACUCUCCCCCGGGCUCCGUGGCACGUUUGUCUGAAGUGGCCUCUGGCACUGUACUUCCUCCACGAUAACUGUGACGAGCUGGCCGUGUCAUCGCAGGGCUGGAGUGUGUGUGUGUGUGUGUGUGUGUGUGCACGUGCACGCGAGCAUGUUAGAGGGAGACGCUAAGAUCCUUUGGACACGGGAGCCGAGUUCCUUCCCGUCGCUGAACUGGGGGCACCUCCCGAGAGAGUUGCUGCGGCCAGAGCUGUGCGCCGGGGCUCCUGGGUCUCCGGCGCGUUCGUGGUGCUGGAGGAAGACCCGGGACCCGAACCACCCCGCCGGCACCACUGUGGUUUGUCAGCUGCGAAAAUGGAGAAGCCUGUGCCUGACAGAGCAUGCUGUUGCUCCCAGCGUCUGCGGGCCCUUCCUCUGCUGCCCCAGGGGCAGUGGUGUUUUUCAAAGGGACCUCCUGUAGCCACUUCAUAGCACGAGCCUUAGUUUGCCUGACACUUGUGGGCUUUCCAGUCUAUGCGCCUAGGAACACCUAGUCUGGCAGAGGCGGGCACAGUGUCUUCAGGUGUCAUGUUGCUAGCGGAUGUCACAUGGGCCUCUGCAGAAACUGUAGCUUCUGGUUUCUACACGGAGUAAGCAGCCGCGUGACCCUCCUGCCAUGUCACUUUUAAUAUUACCGGUUUUAUACUUGGAAAAUGGUACUUGCCUCUUUUAAAUCUUUUCUGUAUUUAACCUCUUUCUUCCCAGCUCAGUGCUCCCUUCCUAAUUGCAGCAAUAAUAUCUUAAAAAGCAACUCAGUAAUUAAAUGACCGAAAUCUUAACCGACGUGGCUGGUUGCAUUCAUUUGCUUCUGUAGGGGUAGCCCGAGAUCCCGGGUGGGGUGGUGGCCGCUGGAGAACUGGCGGCCGGUGGGAGAUCGCCCCCUUGUGGUGAAAGGGUUGUGUGUGGUCACGGAGAUUCAGGGCGCUAGCUGUCUGUGGGCGAGAGCACCUCCACGGGAGGUUUCCCCAGGAGUGCUGGUCAUGUCUGCUUUAAGGAGGCUGGAACUCAGGUCUUUAGUUCCCCAGGGCCCGGGCCCAGCUUGUGUUUUCUGUCCUCUUCACCAUCUAUUUCUGCCUAUACGUUAAUGAUGGAUUGAGCCCUCCACGGUGGGCUCCAGCCAGCUGGGCACUGGCUUCAGUGGUUUGGGAGUGGAUGGAACCCCUUAGAAUAGCUCUGCACAUAUAACCGCUGGGCAUCUUAUUCCAUUACAAGUAAGAAGUGAGAAGUCCUUCCAGAGGGCCUGGAGCCUGUCACUCAGGUAACCCAGCUUUUCAACCCGUUUGGACUUUGCCGGAAUCAAGCCAAGGAAUGCCGUCUUUGCUGCUUUUCUGCUAAAUGACUUGGUUUCCUGAGCACCUACUUGCUUUGGGGUUAACCCUAGAGGAUGAGGCCAGGAUAUGCUUGGUUAGGAGGCCUGGCCCCCUCCAUCCAAGAAUUGGUGUUUGGAUGCUUGCACCUGCUGCGUAACCACGGUGAACCCCUUUGCCUUCUCUGAGGGUUCUUGGUAGCAGCGAGCCACCUGCAGCCAGACGCGGCAGUGGAGAGGUAGUGACAGGCCUGACUGGACAGCCACCAACUACAGCCUGGGUCAGCAGAAGUCAGCGUUUGCGAGCCUUUUCUCAAGUUGGAGUCCUAAUUGCCAUCCUUUUUCUUGGGCUUUCUUUUUCAUAAUCUGUCCUUAACAUCUUCCCCUGUGACGUCAGUUAUUUGCACAAAUUGUAGAAUAAACA